UAGGAAGGUAGCAUUAUUAUAGGUUAUAUUUAAACACAAGAAUACAAGGACACCGUGCUGUACCCCCCCCCCCCCCCCAAGCUAGCUCUCAAAACGCUAACCGGCUGUAAGGCUUUUCUCAAACGACGCCGCAUUCACUGAGCCUGCAAGUGAAUUCUGCCAAAAUGAGCGCAGCUUCCUCCCAAAAAGUUGUCCUGAAAAGUACCACCAAAGUGUCCCUAAAUGAGCGCUUCACUAACAUGCUGAAGAACAAGCAGCCCACUGCGGUAAGCAUUCGAGCCACCAUGCAACAGCAGCAUUUGGCCAGUGCCCGCAAUCGGCGGCUGGCCCAGCAGAUGGAGAACCGGCCCUCAGUGCAAGCUGCUCUGAAUCACAAGCAGAGCCUAAAGCAGCGCCUGGGGAAGAGCAACAUCCAGGCCAGGCUGGGCCGGCCUGUCGGGACUCUGAUGCGUGGAGGAGCUGCUGGAGGGAGAGGAGGGAUGCGAGGGAUGAGCAGGGGCAGCCUUCGAGGACGAGCCAGAGGAGGAGUAAUGAGGGGUGCGCUGUCCCUGAGAGGGAAGAGGGUGUCUUCUACAGGUGGCCCCAUGCGAGGUCGUGGCUCUGCUGGCCGGCUGGCAAUGCGUAGAGGAGGCCGCCACCGUGGAGGAGCUGCUGGCAGAGGAGGGGCUCUGUCCCGCGGAGCUGCACGAGGAGGAGUAGCCAGAGGUCGUGGUGGACUGCGUGGGCGUGGUGGUUUUGCUGGUCGAGGCGGGCGCGGACGGGGUCGAGGUGUAGGCCGACAAGCUGUGACCCGUGAACAACUGGACAACCAGCUGGAUGCCUACAUGUCAAAGACCAAAGGUCACCUGGAUGCUGAGCUGGACGCCUACAUGGCCCAGGCAGACCCCGACAGUAUGGAGUGACUCUGAAGCAGACACAGUCUUUGCAGAACUGUACAGCUGAACUCACACAUUGUGUAGUUUUCCACCACAUGGAUGGGCUGAGAAAUGAUUGUGUUUGUAAUUUAGAUGAGUGGUGACAGUCCAGGACUCCUAGCUUUGGAACAGCAAGAAAUCAAGGUUUCACUUGACUGUGCUUUGACCACUACUCAAUUCUGCAUCAAUCUGCUCCUGCAAACUUCUUAUAAAUGUGGAAUAACUGUGUGAAGGGACCUUUUUAAACAUUAACAAACCCUGCUGUCUAUAGAAGUCUGUUUUUUUGUUUUUUUAUUCUUACUGUUUUUUUUUAACAUGACCUGAAAAACACUUUGGACAUUUGGGACGGAUAUCUGUACUGGUCAAUGACCCAGGUGAUGUGUUCUGUUGAAACCCAUUUUGAAUGACACCGGUUUAUUUUUUACUACUUAUUUUAAAUGUGAUUUUAGCGUUGCCGUGCUCAGACCUUGGGGGAUUCAUUCAUUGGUUUAUCUUGGAAACAUUUGCAAUGCAACACUUUUCUAAAUUAUUUGUUAAAAGAAUGUAAGCAAAGAGUUUUUAAGCAUCCAGUGUCAUUGUUUUGUAUUUAAAAGAUGUAGUACUCUGAAGUGUUUUGUUCCUCUGUAUCUUCCACCUGUCGGCAUUCUUCAGUGGACUGCUAGCAUUCUUAACUUGUAUUUGAGAGCAUUUGUAUGACAUUAUCCAAAGCAAGUAAAUUAGGUUUGAAUUAAAAUGGAAAUGGUUUCCCUAAUUGUG
Cottoperca gobio is the source of this 1670-nucleotide messenger RNA. RefSeq names its product chromatin target of PRMT1a (gene chtopa). Bases 165 to 902 code for a protein of 245 amino acids. The record is from RefSeq and is a predicted model, not a curated record. NCBI's taxonomy places the organism in Eukaryota, Metazoa, Chordata, Actinopteri, Perciformes, Bovichtidae. The transcript has 6 exons.